AUGAUACUCCGAAGAUGGACGCUUGGCCCCGGAUACUUCUCGCGAUGGAGCGUUCUGGCAGCAGCGUGCUGCGUGAACCUCUUCACGUUGUACAGCUACGCGUACGGCCUGUUUAGCGACACCCUCAAGGACUCCUUGGGAUUCUCUCAGAGUGCGGUGGACGUCAUCGCUAGCGUUGGAGAGGCGGGGCUCUGGAGCACCUUUCUGGUCGGCAUUAGAGACUGCCCGUAG
This is a messenger RNA of Ectocarpus siliculosus, 231 nucleotides long. The record is from the annotation of a GenBank genome assembly. Lineage: Eukaryota; Phaeophyceae; Ectocarpales; Ectocarpaceae.